Molecule: messenger RNA, 1796 nt
Organism: Theobroma cacao (cacao)
Lineage: Eukaryota; Viridiplantae; Streptophyta; Magnoliopsida; Malvales; Malvaceae
Product: putative methylesterase 11, chloroplastic
Biological process (GO): salicylic acid metabolic process; jasmonic acid metabolic process
Molecular function (GO): methyl salicylate esterase activity; methyl jasmonate esterase activity; methyl indole-3-acetate esterase activity
Source: RefSeq, a predicted model, not a curated record
AAAGCCUCCCUGCCCAACUCUCACCCUCCAACAGCCGUCGGCCGAGCGGUCCGCCUCCCUACUAACUGCACUCUCAUUUUUCCUCUCCUCAAACCUCUACGUAAACCCGUAUUUUAAUACUUUGAAACACGUACACACAAACUUAUAUAAACUCUUUCCUUCUUUCUUUCUUCUGUUUUCCUCUUCAUGCAUUCCAGAAAAUGGGAAACCUUUGCGCCUGCUUUGCACGUAAAACGGUGAAGAAACGACCCGUCACGAAACGGUUACAGAACCAGCAAACUGGACACAACUCGAGCAACCGCUGGGUCCGGGUCCGAUCGUCAAGGAAAGACAAACUUGACGAUGCUCUGCUUCAAGAGCAGGCUUUAGCAGCUGCGAUCCUGUACAGGCAACACCAACAGCAAAACGGCGGCGUUUCGUUGCCGUUUGAUAGGUCGGCUUCGUUAAGGUACCCGAAUUCUUGUUCUGGGUCUAAAAAGGCGGGCCAGUUGCCUCGGAGCUCCAGUUCUAGAGCUAGGUCCCUUACUGACCCGCUUUUGCAACCUCAUCAGCUUGUUAAUCAGGACAUAAAGCUCGAAGACUUGGAAACAAAUCAUUUUGUUCUUGUACAUGGAGGAGGCUUUGGUGCUUGGUGUUGGUAUAAAACAAUUGCACUCCUAGAGGAAGGUGGUUUCAAGGCUACUGCAGUUGAUCUGACGGGUUCUGGCAUUCAUUCCUUCGAUACAAAUGGCAUUACCAGUCUCUCACAAUAUGUGAAGCCACUGACUGAUUUUCUUGAAAAACUUGCUGAAGGGGAAAAGGUGAUCUUGGUGGGGCAUGAUUUUGGUGGUGCAUGUGUAUCCUAUGCAAUGGAGUUGUUUCCUUUUAAAAUUGCAAAGGCUAUUUUUGUGACCGCGGCAAUGUUGACAAAUGGACAAAGUACUCUUGAUAUGUUCUCUCAGCAGGCAGGUUCUAAUGAUCUAAUGCGACAAGCUCAGAUAUUUUUGUAUGCUAAUGGGAAUGACCACGCUCCAACUGCUAUUGAUCUGGAUAAGUCUUUGUUGAGAGAUUUGUUAUUCAAUCAAAGUCCUUCCAAGGAUGUAGCUUUAGCAUCUGUUUCAAUGAGGCCAAUCCCUUUUGCACCAGUUUUGGAGAAGCUUUCCCUUUCUGACUUGAAAUAUGGAUCUGUGAGGCGUUUUUAUGUAGAAACUCCAGAAGAUAAUGCCAUACCUGUGGUGCUUCAGGAGAGCAUGAUUAACUCAAGCCCACCAGAAAAAGUAUUCCGUCUAAAAGGCGCUGACCAUUCACCAUUUUUCUCAAAGCCUCAAGCCUUGCACAAAUUAUUGGUAGAGAUCUCAAAAGCCCCUCCACCUUGAGAGAAUCUAGUUGCUAGAUUCAUUACGGAAGUCCUACUUGGGGCAUCAUUUGAUGUGGUAUAGGGAAAUUAUGGCAAAAAUUUGAGUGAGGGUGUACAUGCGCAUAACAUACCAUCAAAAGUGGUCUCAAGUGCUCAACCCCUAGAUAGCUUAGGCAUUUUGUAUCAGAGCAUGAAAUAUGUUCAUAUCUUUUUCCUCGGUCCUCUUUGUUUAUGGUUUUCCCUUCCAAGAGAUGUUAAUAUUUAUGCUAGUAAAAAAUUUACACUUCAGGAGUUGCACAUAAAGGAAUACAAGCCAGUUUUUCCCAAGGCUUGGUGCAUAAAAGGAUGCUUGUUCUGUUUUUGUGGUUUUUGGAUCUGUUCCUCCUGUAACAUAAUGCAUCUGAGCUUAAUUAUGUUGAUGAAUAGCUGAAAUAAAGGGUUAAUCGUUUGUUUUGGCUUA